UCUCACUCUCUCUUUCUCUCCCUCUCUCUCUCCCCUUUUCUCUCCCACUGCGAUUCAGUUUAAUCUUUCCGGGGAGUGGCAGUUUGGUCUUGAGCUCCUCAUCUCAAGAUUCAAUCAAUAUUUCAUAGUCCUUUGAACAUCAUUGGUUGUCAGCUCCUCCAAGAAUCCAGACAGACAGCAUGGAGAAGGGUCAGCAGUAUGGAGGUCAGAAUGGACCCCCCCAGGACCAGGCCAGUCCCCCCUACCCCGGCCCCCCGUUGAGCUACGGCUUCCAGGGAGCUCCCCAACCUGGCAUUCACCCUUCAACUCCGCAGUAUGGCAUGGCACAACCUGGAGUCGCCCCUGGCAUGACCCCAGUAGUGGUGGUACAGCAGCAGCUGCCCAGAGACGUGCCGGGACAGAUGACGUGUCCUCAGUGUCGGGUCCAGGUCCUCACGGAGUCGACGCACACUUCUGGACUGCUCACAUGGGUCGUUUGUGGAGCCCUGGGACUGUUCCUGUGCUGGCCGUGUUGUUUCAUUCCGUUCUGCGUCGACUCCUGCAAGGACGUGGAACACCGCUGCCCCAACUGCAAGAACGUCAUCCACCUCCACAAACGCUUGUGAACGUGCCUUCACCAGGCGCUGGCCACCAAGUGAUCCAAAUCUUUUUAAAUGUGGAUUUGAUUCGUCAAAAGACCAAUUCGUGUAAACUCAGCCAACGUGAUCCCUGCUUCCACAAAGUGCAAGCCCAGCCCGGCUCACAGACACUGCUGCCACAACGUGAUCCCCAUCCACAGCUAGCCCAGCCCGGCCCAAAGACACUGCCGCCACAAAGUGAUCCAGCAGUUUCUGUGUGCCGGGCUGGGCUACCAAGUGAUGCCUCAAAGUGAUCCACGUCCACAGAUAGCCCAGACACAACUGCCACGAAGUGGUCUUUACGUAUACGAAUCGAUCACUAAUUUAUCACUAAUACAUCUAGGACACCUUCACUUGCUGAGCCGUGGUGUUUCAUAUUUCCCACCACAACACAUACACACAUAGAACCAUAACGCAGCCCCCUUGUGAGACAAUCUGGUCCUGUUCUUGAUACUAGUCUGCAGUGAUUGUGUGUGCACUCGUCUGUGUGAUUUUGUUGUGUGUACGUGUGUGUGUGUGUGUGUUUGUGUGUGUGUAGGCUCUGCAAAAAAAAAUUGAAAAUUGUGACUGUGCUUUCUUUUUAAAGUGAUUAAAGCUGUAAAAAAAUGUAACCGCAUCAAUCACAUUUAUCAGUCAAUGAUAUAAUCAUCAGUCAGAAUUUAUGCAAAGAUUGACUGGUCAUCCAUGAUAGGAUGUUUAUUAACAUUUCUGGUGAACUAAACCAAAGUCACAAGGCAUUUACAAGAUCAAUGGGUUUGUAUAUUCACUUCUAAUUCAGUAAAAAAUAGCUGGAGAUUAAUUGAACUGCAGAUUUGUCAUUCUUGAAAUAUUGUAGAGCCAUUUCUUUGACUUUUAAACUAAGAGGUUUCAAAAGAGAUGUUUGAAAUGUUGUACUAUCAACUGUAUUGUGUUUUAAUUCAAUGUACAAAUAUUAGAAGCAUAUAUGUAAAAUUUGGUAAACAGAAAAUACAGACGAUUAUGGACAA
Molecule: messenger RNA, 1603 nt
Organism: Esox lucius (northern pike)
Lineage: Eukaryota; Metazoa; Chordata; Actinopteri; Esociformes; Esocidae
Product: LITAF domain-containing protein
Exons: 5
Coding region: 180-605 (141 amino acids)
Molecular function (GO): zinc ion binding
Source: RefSeq, a predicted model, not a curated record